GCUUCCAGCCAUAGCCUCGACGGGCAUCGCGGCUGUCUUGACUACCCUCCUUUACUUCAAGCAAAAGUAGGUCCGCUCCCAAGUCCAGGUGACCGCGGUCCCCACCCACAUGGCUAACCUAACGGUGCGCCCUGCAGGGCUCUAAUCUACCCCUCGCAGAUACCUGCCAACUCUCGAACGGACGUCCCAAGACCCUCGCAGUAUGGCAUUAAGGAUUUCGAGGAACUGGUCAUACCCACAAAUGAUGGAGAGAAGCUGUCGGCAUUCUACAUUCGGGGCCCGCGCGGCGGGAACAACUCCAACGUCACCAUCCUCAUGUUCCAUGGAAAUGCCGGCAACAUUGGCCACCGCCUGCCCAUUGCCCGCAUGCUUAUAAACUUUAUCGGAUGCAACGUCUUCAUGCUCGAGUAUCGCGGCUACGGCUUAUCGACCGGAGAGCCCGACGAAUCUGGCCUUUUUAUAGACGCGCAAACCGCCCUCAACUACCUCCGCUCUCGCGCAGAGACGAGCAAGCACAAGCUGAUUAUCUACGGACAAAGUCUGGGCGGUGCCGUCAGUAUCAAGCUGGUCGCAAAAAACCAAAAGGACGGGGAUAUCGCCGGGCUGAUCUUGGAGAACACCUUCCUCUCCAUGCGCAAACUGAUCCCCUCCGUUUUACCACCGGCUAAGUACUUGACUCUUCUGUGUCAUCAGGUGUGGCCGAGUGAAUCGCUCAUACCCACCAUCACGUCCGUGCCGAUCCUGUUUCUUUCGGGGUUGCAGGACGAGAUGAUACCACCCCGUCACAUGCGCCAACUUUACGAGCUCUCUGCAGCGCCCACGAAAAUUUGGAAGCCCCUGCCCGCGGGGGACCACAACUCGAGCAUGCUGGAGGAGGGCUAUUUCGAGGCCAUUUCAGACUUCCUCGAGAAUGUCGCCGGCGUCACAAGCAAGGAGGAGAAGCAGCGCCUUUAGGAGGGGUUCGUGGAAGCCGAAGAACUGUUCGAGAGGCACGUGGCGCAGAUACUAGAGGAAGAGGCGGACCAGGAAUCCGUCUUCACUGCCAUGUCCAGGCUACUACACUGUCGGAGCCCGCCUCUCCGGCCGGCUGAAGACGGGUCUAUCCGGAGUUGGCAACGGUGAGGCAGAGGGACAGAAACACGAGAGCUGGAAACGGUCAUGACGACAGGCGCUCUCCUCGAACCUGCCAACCACGUCUUUGUUCCAGUCAAGAAUGAUACCCCCCCCCCCCCCCCCCCUCC
Messenger RNA from Colletotrichum navitas, 1241 nucleotides. RefSeq names its product Alpha/Beta hydrolase protein. Bases 316 to 954 code for a protein of 212 amino acids. The record is from RefSeq and is a predicted model, not a curated record. Lineage: Eukaryota; Fungi; Ascomycota; Sordariomycetes; Glomerellales; Glomerellaceae. The transcript has 3 exons. Gene Ontology annotation, molecular function: palmitoyl-(protein) hydrolase activity. Gene Ontology annotation, cellular component: membrane.